AUGGCCCGUAUCUUUGGUAUUAUCUGCGCUGUUGUCACCGCCCUCUCCACUACCGCAGCCUAUACCCCGUCGUAUCUGUACAAGUUCGAUGCGGCGAGCGCUGCUGGCGUGGACGGCUCCAUCGAGGUUCAAUACGCCGCUGAAGAUUCGACUGUUGCCACCAUCAAAGCCAACCUCGACUUCUCCGACUGGAGCUCGACGCUCACUUCUGACUCGUUCGCGCAAUGCUCCAAGGCAGCCACAGACAACCACUACGACCCGUUGCGAGCGUGCGGUCCUGCGUCUGAGCACAUCGCUGAGGCCGGAUGCAAUGAGAAAUCGUUACACUACGCGUGUAACCCAACCAACUACAUUGCCGACCCAUUGUGGACGGACGAGCACUAUCCGCUUCCCUCGGAAAACACAGACACGUGGAGCAUUGUACUUCACGCCGUCUGCACUUGA
Phytophthora infestans T30-4 is the source of this 444-nucleotide messenger RNA. RefSeq lists its product as uncharacterized. The coding region runs from base 1 to 444 and encodes 147 amino acids. The record is from RefSeq and is a predicted model, not a curated record. The transcript has 4 exons. NCBI's taxonomy places the organism in Eukaryota, Oomycota, Peronosporomycetes, Peronosporales, Peronosporaceae.